Porites evermanni is the source of this 14063-nucleotide messenger RNA. Lineage: Eukaryota; Metazoa; Cnidaria; Anthozoa; Scleractinia; Poritidae. The record is from the annotation of a GenBank genome assembly.
CAGCACUUUCCUUCGUCGUGGAAACAAAGAUGGCGUCGGACGACGAGGAUGUGCCAGGUUUGUUGAUUUUGAUUAUUUUACCUUGUUUCAAAGUUCUUCUUGUGUUCUAAACUUUUAAACAAGUUGAAAUAUGGAAAAGUUUCAAACAAACUCUACUGUUUUAUGUAUCUGCCUUGCAUUGUUGCAGAUUCUGGAGCUGUGUUUACGUUUGGUAAAAGCCGUUUCUUGGACAACAAGUUUUGGAUACGCGAUGAUGCGGUUAUUCAUCUCGCUUGUGGGGACGAACAUUCUGCUGUUGUGACAGGUCAGUUGUACAUUUCUUUACCUGAAACGUACUCGUUUUUUUUGUAAUUCAAGCUAGCUGUGUAUUUUAUUCUUUUUAAUCAAGCAAAAAACAGCAGGAAGGGAGUUGCAUCUUACAACCUUAUCAAAAACUAAUAUGAUCACUUAAAGCAAGCUUAUUUGAACAGACUUAAUUAAAAUUGAGUGGACAUGAAAUCAGUGAAGUACUCACCAUAUGCUUUUUAUCCUGCACUGUUUCCUUACAGAAAAUAGAAAGCUGUACACAUUUGGAAGCAACGACUGGGGUCAACUGGGCCAUGGGAACAGGGUUCAGUUUCCUAGUCCAAAGCUUGUUAAACGUAAGUGGAAUAGCCGUUACUUUAAAGUUAAUUAUACGCCUUUGUGGUUGUUGGUUAUCACACUUUUAUAGAAAAGGAAGCGGGCUUAUGAUUGUUAAAACUAAUUACAGUUGUAGCUUUCAGCCUUCGAUUCAGAUUUUCCUUUAUUUUUAGAGUGGUUUUCGUUUGAGUGUCGUAAAACCAAAACCAAAGUAAUUACUCUGGCCAAUCACAUAGGACACAGACAAUACAUUGAACCAAUCAAAACUCGAAGUACUUACAUGUGGCUGACGCAAAGCGCGGGAAAAUGCAUGCGAGCGCGUCACAAUUGGCUUUGGUUUUACUUCUGAUUGGAUGAAAAGGUGGCGCGAAUCUUUUAAGCCAAUCGCAUCGUGUAGAAAGUGCAANCUUUUCCAGCAUGUUUACGUUAUUGUUCAGUAUAGUUUUUAGGCUCAUUCAUCCGUGGCUAAGAGAAAAGUUCACCUUUAAAACAGUGACGUCCUGUUGUCACAAAAGGUUCGUUCCGACCAAUGACGUAAAUUCAAACGACUGAAAAGGCGUAGUCAACCGACAAAAAUAGCUUACACUGCACCAAGCCAAACCGUCUUGUUAGAAACAAAUCAGCUAAUGCCAUCUUCUCUUCCUAUUUUACAAAAUACAUUUGGACAUGCCUAUCAUUUUUUAACCUGUAGGUUCGGCCGAUUAGAAAGAGUUUAAAUCGUGGUUUAUUAGUUGACCUAAAAGCUAAUAGCACUAACGCUGUGAUUCAAAAGAGCAGAGUUUAAAAAGAGGAGAAGUGCGACGUCACGUUACCAUAGUAGCAAAAUUUCUGGAAUACGGAGCAACGACGACGGCGACGGCAACGAGAACGCAAAAAAACAAAAGCGUUUUUAAUGAAUAGAGUGGUUUUCGUUUGAGUGUCGUAAAACCAAAACCAAAGUAAUUACUCUGGCCAAUCACAUAGGACACAGACAAUACAUUGAACCAAUCAAAACUCGAAGUAAUUACAUGUGGCUGACGCAAAGCGCGGGAAAAUGCAUGCGAGCGCGUCACAAUUGGCUUUGGUUUUACUUCUGAUUGGAUGAAAAGGUGGCGCGAAUCUUUUAAGCCAAUCGCAUCGUGUAGAAAGUGCAAAACUAAUUACUUUUCGACACUCAAAUGAAAACCGCUCUAUAAGUUACAUUACCUUUGUUAAUUGCUUCCGUUCCCAGAACCAUCAGGGUAUUUAACAAAAAAAUUAAAAUUAUUAAUUCCAUCAAAUUAAAAUUGACACUGUUUUUGUGGGUUUUGAAACUUUACAGACAGAUGUUUUGAAAAAUGAAAACAGUGAUGUACAUUAAUUUUUUUUUUUUCCCUAAGUACAGUACAUGCACAAGGAUAACUAAUAAUGCCACCUUCCAGAUGUAUUUUUGAGCAGUUUGAUCUCUUAACAGAUUUUAGCUUGGUUAUCACCUUAAAACAAAGUUGUGAUUCUAAAGUACUUCCCUACUAAAGAGUUCCAAAUUGACAGUGAUGCAAACAACAGUGGAUCAUCAGAAAAUAUCCAAUUUGAAAAUAUGCCUUAAGUCUGACAGUUUUCAGACGUAAUGACUGGACACAUCAAAUACCCAAGACUAUUAUUUUGAAGCUGACGUUCUGCGUAGAUCUAAGGAAAUGAAAGUCAAUCUAAUUUAUUCCUAAUAACUUUCCUAUUUUGUCUUACUACGUGUAAAAUGACCACUUGGUCGGACAUGUGUCCUUUCUAAAAAGAAUAUCAUUUUUAGCACUGCAAACCACAUAAAAAUCCAAGCACUUCAUUUGUGUGCUGAUUUAUGAGUUAACUUGUUGUUGUUGUUGUUGUUUUUUGUUCAGUUGAUAAACUGCCAGCCGGCAAAAACAGCUCUUUCUCCACGCUCUUCGCUGUUGGGGGUGUUUCGCGCAGAGGAGGUCAAUGUUUACAUAAUAAAUCUGAUAGUCAUGGGGUUCCAAUGCAAAUUUGUUCAAGUUUAUGUUUCUCCUGGUUGAUUUUAGUGAAGCGUUGUGUUCAUCUGCGAACCAGCUCAUCAAAACUCAAAUGCUUUUUCUAGAGAAGACUACUGCUAUAUUCCACAAAAUAUUAAUAUUGAGUGUUUUGUUAGAGAUUGAUCGCGUUUAGUUAGCAUUUACAUUUGUCCUUCGCAGCCUUUUGUCUUUUGUCUGUCAUUUAGAAACAUUAGCUAAAACAAUGUAACAGCAGACCAAUUAGUGCCUUAUCUGUCAUCAGUAUGGAAUUUUUGUUGCUUAGUUGUGAGCUGCGAGGAGAAAUGGCUGUUUUCGCAGGCUAAUAAGCUGCCUGUUUCACCAGAUUUGUGCAAUUACUACAGAAAGGUUGACAGCUGUCUCAAAACUCUUUAUUUGCAGGGCUAAAACCUGAGAGAGUCAAACUUGUAGCUGCUGGCAGGAAUCAUACAAUUGUGUCAACUGGUUGGUAAAUGCAUUCAUUCUCCAUGUCUAGGGACCUGCCCCUGCUUAUUUUGAACUAUCAUCUUUUAUUAUUAAGUCAUUAAAUAAUUUGUCAUAUAAAUGUAGACCACAAAGAAAAACCUCUAUGUGUACAAAGUUACGUAAAAAAUUCACAUUGAGCAGAGAUUAUAGAUGCCCUGUGUUGACCAGUCUGAGAUUUUUGGUAGGAAACAGUUUUAUUGUUAGAUGUGAGCUUUGGAGAGCAUGCACACGUUUUUUUCUAUGUACCUUUCUUGUCUUUCAGAGUCAGGAAAGCUGUUCAGUUUUGGUUGUGGGAGUGAGGGACAGUUGGGACAUGGAGACUGUGAGGUGAAAAAAUCAUUUUGUUUAAUACAUUGCUAUAAAGAUAAUAACUUUGACAGAAUUUUCUUCUGCAAUGUUGAAAAACGGUUCUGUAGAAAUAUCAGUAACAAGGUUCUCAGUGGAAGCUGGCACCAGGCAAUAAUUGAUUUCCCCCCACCCCCCCCCUACAGUGUUGUACUUUGAAAUUGGGGGUGGGGACAAUUGGGAAAUGGAGAAUUUGAGGUUAAAAAAUCAUUUUUUUUAAUACAUUGCUAUAAAGAAAAUAACUUUUACCGAAUUUUCUUCUGCAAUGUUGAAAAACGGUUUUGUAAAAAAAUCAGUAACAAGGUUCUCAGUGGAAGCUGGCCCCAGGCAAAAAUUUAUUUCCCCCCCCCCCCCCUACAGUGUUGUACUUUGAAAUUUGUAGCUGCUUACUUCAUACAUUCUAUUGGCUGCUUUUCUCUUUUUCAUUUGAACUCAAGUUUUUUACCUAUCCCUUUCAUCUGAUUUUCACUUUUCCUUGUCAUAUAUUGUGCAAAAUAAUCAAAACAAUGGAGACCAAACAAGUAAACUCACUGCUGCUUAGAAUUGUACUUAACAGCCGCCUUGUUUUUAGCCAGGUAAACAUGUAUGCCACAUUCAUUUUGGUCCAGCCCUUCAUGGUAAAACAUGGUAAUGAGCUGCUGAAUUCUAUUCCUAAACAGUUUGCAAUAAUAAUGGAUGCCAAAUGGCCCAGCCUUUUAUGUAAUAGGCUACUUUUGAGUUGCAAAAACUCUCACUUUCAAGACAAGGCUGCAAAUUACCUUAUUUUUAUUUUCAAGAGGAUUAAAAGUUAUUUUCAUAUCAAUGGCCUUGCACUUAAUCUCCCAUCUAAAAAGAGGCUUAAGGGAAUACUCCUAAAUUCCUAUUUUCUAAAAAAUUAAUCUUAAAAAUAAUAAAAACUCUUUCUGAAGGUACCGUAAAAUUCCGAAAAUAAGCCCGUCCAAAUAUAAGCCCCCCCAAAAUCGUAACGAAAAAAACCCUCUGUUAAAUUGCCCCUCCGAAUAUAAUCCCCCUGGGGGGCAAAUUUCCCUCCGUACAUGAGCCCGUCCGAAUAUAAGCCCCUCCAAAAAUAAGCCCCUUAAAAAGGGCCUUUGAAAAAUAUAAGCCCCGGGGCUUAUUUUCGGAACUUUACGGUAAUUUCUUGGUAAUUUUUGUGAUUUUCUUCAUAGAAUUCCAAUUUCCCUAAAGCAAUAGAAUCUUUAGCAGAUCAGCAAUACAAGGUCCUUGCUUGUGGAUCUGAUUUUACUGCAGCAGUCACUGGUAACUAUUAGCAGAGUCUAAUCCUGUUCUCCUUAUAUUUUACAUUUUUAGCAGUCACUAUUAAAAUGAUGCAACAAAAAUGUAGAAUCAAUCACAAAAAUGACAACUAAUCAAUUAAUCAAUUUUAAUAAAAAUUAAAUUGGUUAUAAAUAAAUUGAAUAUUUGCAUAUGGCAUUGUUUGUUUCUACAAGAGGCAACAAUGUACAUGUAGAGAGAGGAAGCAUGGCCAAGUUCUUUUUCUGUUCUGGACUAUACUUGAUAUACAGUGGCUUGAUCUGUUUCCCUGCAUGAAGUCCUGGCCAUGGUAUCUCAACAGUUGGAUAUCGCUUUCAUCAGGAUAUAUCGCAGGGGCUCAAGGAAGCAAAUAUUGGCUAGAAUUUUCUAUUGCUUGAGGACAGCUAAAAAUUUGUAAAUGACUGCUUCCAUUUAGUUACAAUUUUCAAAGCUUAUCUAACCAAAGAUUUUCUGAAGUUUAAUUUCUCACGUUUUACUCCGGGCCAUGUUAGGCUGAUUUUCGUAGGAAACUUUAAAUUUUCAGAUUCAAAACUGUGAAGGAGAGAGUAAUAAGAAAAAUUCUGACUAUUUCAACCUUAAAUUGCGUCUAAAAUUUUGGGGAAAAUAAUACUGAAGCCCUUGUAAUUUCAAAAAGUUUCUCUAGGAUGACCCAAGUAGAUACAUGUUUUAUAGUGCUGCUUGGAAUGCAUUUCCAGAGAUCUAAAAGUACUGUGGAUAGCCUAAAAAGAGUUUUCAAUGUAUUUAGAAGGAAACCGUCGUUAGGUGCCCCUGAUUUUGCUAUCCAGCUGUGAAGAAGGAUUGUGAAAACCAGUUGCCCUGCCCACUAGAUAGUUAUUUAUCUGGCCCGGGUUGUUCAAAUGUUGGAUAGCGCUAUCCACCAGAUAAGUUACGAUCCAGCGGAUAAGUAUUAGGGAAACCAUUGGAUAGAGAUUUAUUCAGUGGAUAGCGUUAUCCACCUUUUGAACAGCUGGGCCAGAGUUAAACUCCUUGAUCAUGUGUAGCCAAUUCCUUUGCCUCCUACAUGUUCCUACAUGUACCAUUGGGAAUUUUUUGUAAUUCAAUGCUUAGACCUAAACCCUACCUUAGCUUAGAUGACCACGUAGAAAUGGUGCCUGUUUCAUCUGCAGUAGUACUUUACCCUUGAGGCUAGCCCCAAUAUCCACACACAAAUUCUCCGCACUGAUUUCCAUGUUCCAUAAUGUGAUAAACGAUCAACAAAGUAAGAGAAAAAUUUUCUUAUCCAAUUGUCCCGUGGACAAGCACUAUAUUACAUGUAUGUUUGGUUGUCUGAAACCAAACAGUUCUUGUCCAAAAGUUUUGCCAGGUUCCUAAGCCAAACGGAGCUCAUAAAAACAAAUGAAAUGGCUGCAGUAUGGCGAAAUUAAAAUGAAUAUUUAACCUUAUUAUGUCAAGUAUGAAGUUUGCUUUUAUGACUAUCAGAUACAUUUUAAUUCCACUGUAAUUAUUUGAAGUCAAUUUUCAACUGUUUCAAAGGUUUACCUGUCCGAACUAAAUUUAUACCUGUCCCAGGCAAUUGGACAUAAGUUUUUGCACACCCUGAUCAAGGUAUUUUACCUUUGGUGAUCAUUUUAUUAAUUCUCGUGACCUUGUCUUGUGAUGGUGUAUGGACAUUGUUAGGAGAAAAUUGUUGUUGGUCACUCUUGGCACUCAAAUGGUUCACUUGUGGUAAAAAAACAUCGACUAGAGUACUUUAUUUUUGAAUACUUUCUUAGCUGAAGGAGAGUUGUUCACAUGGGGAUCUAGUAGUGAAGGUCAAACAGGCCAAGGGGAUGAAGACUGUGUAGUACCCACUAAGGUGCAUCUGAGGGGCAAGGUGGCAGCUGUCGCCUGUGGUUAUUAUCACAUGGCGGUAGUUACUGGUGAGUUACAAUUGUGGUUCAUUUACUGAUAGUUACUGCAUGAUGACUGUCUGAUUCAGCAUUUUGAUUAUACAAUAUCUUCACGUUCUUGAAAAUUAUUUAGCAUACCAUAUAAUCAGCUCAUUUGGAUAUUCAAAACAGAGGAAUUUUGUUUAUAAUAACUGCAAUUGGGUGUAUUUUCAAAUAGUAUCAGUCACAUGAAAUUGUCUCAAUGUUCUAAUGUUCAUGGAACAAGACUGUAUUCUAAGAAUUGUAAGACACCCAGAAGUUCUAAACAAAACAAUGAUUGUGAUAAUUUCCAAGUUACAUGUGUUGUGUUAUAUUCUGUUAAGUCCAGUGUACCUAUGUGUACACCCCCCUUAAAGGCAAAUCCAUGGCUGUUACUAUGGUACAACCCAAACCUGUUUUACAGAUUUUUCCUGACUUUACAGUGACCUUGAAAACAUUUUUUUGAGGCUUUCAAGUGCAUAUAGUAAUUAUACUCUGAUAAUCAGAUCUCUGCUGUACAGAAAGAGAUUUGCAUGAAUGUUCUUUACCUUUGUGAUGUUACACUGUACAGCCCUGCAUGUCUUGUAACUGCCUGUUUUGUGUCUUUAAUCUUAGAUGAUGGCUCUUUGUACACAUGUGGAGAAAAUGAGAGUGGAAAGCUAGGACUGGAUGAAUCACAACUUAGAGACACAUCAGAGCUUCAAAAGCUAUUCAUAAAUGAACAGGUUACUGCUGUUGCGUGUGGUGGGAAUCAUACUGCAGUAGUCACAGCUAGUGGAAAAUUAUUUACUUUUGGACAAGGCGACCAUGGCCAACUUGGUCAUGGAACUUCAACGUUAGAACGUACCUCACCUAAACAAGUGACUAGUCUAGGAAAUGUUCACGUUAAAUUUGUAGCUUGCGGCGAGUCUCACACAGCCAUUAUAACUAAACAUGGAAAUCUGUAUACUUGUGGAGAUGGAAGACAUGGAAAGCUAGGAAUGGGAGAAGAAUCAUUUUCCAAUUUAUUCAGACUUGAAAAAGUGAAGAGAUUUGAUGGUUUUACUGUUCAAAAGGUUGCAUGUGGUGGAUGUCAUACACUUGUUACUGCAUAUAAAACAUCUGAGGUCACUGAUGGUACAGACAGUGAGGCUGAAGCUGAAAAGGAUAUGCUUUCAGCUUCAAUUUCUUCUACCAGAAGCCUUCAGGAUGCUGUGGACGGCCCACCGGGUCCCAGGGGUGGGCUUGCUGCCACACUUCCUGCAGGGGGUGUGGCGAGGAACAAGCGCCGACAAAGAAAUAUAGAGGUAAUCAUCUAGAGGCUUUAUUUAUUUUGUACUUGCCACUUCGAAGAAAAACCAAAAAUUCAGAAGUUGUUGGAUCACUGCUGCUCUAAAGGUACACAUUUCUUUUGGGAUGUAUUGGCAGAUUGCUCAGUUAUUGUCCACAGUAUAAUUUUUUUUCCAUUUAUCUUACACUGUAAUUAAAUUAGUAAUAAUAUUACUACCUCAACUACAAGUUCCGUACAACAGAUCUCUUAACCUGCUGACUAACAUAAGCCAUUUUCAGGCAUCUUCAUACGCUAUAUAAUCUGAGAAAACAGCCAAUAUUUUGCGACAUGUCACUUGCUUCCUUACACGAAUGGACAUCUGAGGAACAAGCAUGGAAAUUUCAUACAGAUGAUGCACCAGGGUUGUCAGAAAGUUUUGACGUAGAUGGCUGAAUUGUCAAAGUGAGCGGCCAGUCCAGGGAUAUUUUAUUUAAAAAACGCCAUCCAUAAAAAAAUGUCAAGCAGAGUAGCAAGCUGAUAAUAACCAAGUAGGCGGCGAUUUUUUCCAGCAGCAGGGUACUUUUGACAACCCUUUCAGAUGAACCACUACCCAGAUCUGGGUAGUGUUUGUGAUCAGUAUGCAAUUUCAGCACCCAGAUGUCAUUUUGCAGGAAAACCAAUUGCGGCAUUGCAAAAUAUUACCUGUUUUCACUGCUAACAUCAUUAUAGCGACUAUUCAUCAUUUGCCCUUAUCACCUUUAUUGUAAACGGUGAACAUUAAUUUAAAGUUGAAAGUAACCCAGUUAGUGCAUAGUCUGCUGUGGUUGGUGAUGGUUAUUCGGAGGGUUUUGUUGAAUGUAGAAUAAGGUUUCUUAUUAUUUAAGCAUUGAAAUAUUAAUUUUUUCUCAUGCAUUGCAUUAAAAUGUUUGAUCACAUACCUGUUAGAACCUUGGUAAUUCAGUAGGAGGAUCCUUGCCUCCCAUCAGCAAGUCAACAUUACCUCCUCUGUCUCGGACUCUUCCUGCACUGAAAAAAGAGCCGAUAAACCAAGAGAAGAUCCCUGUGAAUCCUCUGGACAUGUCUACGCUACCUAAAAUAUCACAUGAAGACCGUGGUUAGUAUCUGUUAUUAAUGGUAGAAAGAUGUAAUGUGUGAGUUCUGGCUCUAUUUUAGCCUGUGUCACAGAUGAAACCAAACUCUGGUUAAGUAAAUUUGUGAACAAUCAUAGAAAUCUUUGUUCUGGGCCACCACCUUUGUACCAGGAUUUGAGUACGCCCCAUGAUCGGCCUGUCAAAAAACCCAUUGUUGAUUUGCCAGUCAGAAUGAAAAGAAAUUUUGAAGUCCAUUUCCGGUAAUUUGUUAAGUCUAUUGGGGGCUAAGAACAAAGAACAAGGAUAUCGCUGCUGCUGUGCAGACGUUACUAACCGAGGUUAAAUUACAUCUGUGAUGCAGGCUAACUCGACUUCGGGUGUUCAUGGUUUUCUGAGUUUAAUUGACAGCUAGUAAACAAAAUGUAAGGGAGGUGCUCAAAUUCAACCCAAUUAAUCGUAGGAUCGAUCUAGAGUUGAAUUCUUGGGAAUGGCACUCAAGUUUAGAAAAAGAAAGUUUUAACUUCCUUCACAACAUGUCACAUUUGCAGUGACGGCAAGGAAAUGUACCUGAAAGCGUGGUGCAUGUGCAAAAUUUAUGUUUUGCUUAUCAAACCCAUUGCUUUUUUGAUAUUCUCAUUGCCAUCGCUGUCAUCUUUGCUAAAGCUCCCUCAUGAGGGAAAGCCUGUAGUCCCUGGGCUCUGAAAGAUUUUCAGGAUCAAGGCUUUUUUUGUUAUGCACUUCAACAGGAGGUGACCAGAGACAGGACAAUAAGAAGUCAGCUGAUAAAAAAGAAACGAAGGUGAGUGAUUUUACUUUUAACAUUACAGCCUGAGGUCGUAAGUCCUUUGCAACUUCUCAUGUACAGUGGGCAUGAACGCCUUUGCAAAUUAAAAUAUUGUUAGAUGUCAGUAUUCAAGGCGAGUACGUAAUGCCGUUUUUUGGCCCAAUAAUCGUAUUUGUUGAGUCCAAUAAAAUCCCGCUCAAAAGUCAGCUAGCAGAUUAAGAACCAUUACCUGAAUACCGUUAAGACACUUAUUUUGUAAGACCCAAUUCAUCCCAAAAAUCGUUAAAGUUUCAUUCCUUCCAGAUUCAUUUGAUAGCUCCUUCACACAGGCAUCCUUUUGCCUUGUCCCACAGUCUUCCCUAAUCAUAGGGACAUCUGCAUAGGGGGCUAACAUUUGAUUGCUGGUGACCAUUUGUAGGAAACGAAGCUCAGUAAAAAACAAAAGGAUGCUGAGAGCUCUUCUGGUAUAUCAGAGAGUGAAGAGGAUGAGGAGGGGCACGAUGAAGGCCAAGAUAAGAAGGACAACGAGAAAGAAAAAACAGCUGCAGUCACCAAAGAGGAACCGAAAAAGGGUGAGCUGAUUCAUUAAACGAUCGGAAAAAAUUUUCUUUUUGGUCAAAAUAUGGGUGCUUACCAUUGGUCACGACUAGCUGGUUAGACCAGUCCAGUUUAAGGAGAAUUUCAGUUUUUAUCAGGAUUGCCCAUAAAAACUUGUCUCCAAUCUAUAAACGGCCCGUUUACAAAGGGCCCGGACAAAUUUUUGAACGGACCAUUUUUUUUACCAGUGCAACCCGUUUAGACGGGACGGUGUAGAUUCUGUUACAGAUUGCAGUACUGUUUACCGUUCAAAAACUUGCAGGGUUCUGCCGGUCGCGUGUAAACGAAAAGCAGAUCCGUGCACGUUUUCCUCCGUUCAAACAUUUGUCCGGGAACUAAUGGCUCUCUUUCAUUUGUCCCGGGGAAUCAGUAAACACACGAGGAAAGAAUUUUGUCCAGAGGUUUUAUCCAAAGUUGAAGGUUUGUACUUGUAAACUGCUGACAGAGAUUGUCGUGUUUUCUAAAUUAUGCAUUUUGUUGUUUUUUAUUUGUUCAUUACAAAUGCAGAAGAAGAGUCCGAGGAAUCUAUGACCGAAGAUGAAAGUGACAGUGAAGAGGAAGGAGAAGAGUCUGCAGCCAGAAAAAAUAAAACAGACAUGAACAAACCACCCAAGGUCUUCUCGGAGAAAGAUGACAAGAAAGAUAAAGUUGCUAGUAAGAAAGAAGAAGACGAUGAUGAAGAAGAAGAGGAGGAAACGGGAGAAGAAGAUGAAGAAAGUGAUGAUGAGGAGGACAGUGCAGAGGAAGGAAAGAAAACUGGCAAGGAUGAACAGCUUGAAGUUGUUGGAAAAAAAGUUGAUGUGACAAAAGUCGAGAAGAUGAAGAAGGAGGAGGAAGAGGAGGAUGAAGAAUCCGAGGAAGAAGAGGAAAGCGACGAGGAGGAGGAGGAGGAGGAGGAGAAUAAUAAGGAAGCUGAAGCGAGCAAAAAGAAGUCUCGGGAUAAAGAGGCUGAAAAUAAAGGUGAAGCUAAGGGAAAAGGCAAAAAACCUGACGUAAAGAAGAAAAAAGAAAAAGAGAAAGAGGAGAGUGAAGAAGAUGAAGAUGAAGAUGAAGAGGAGGAAGAAGAUGAGGAAGAAGAAAGUGACACAAAUGAAAAAACCAAGGAUAAAAAGAAAGGUAGAGUAGAUAUUUAAACUUGUCUCUUCCAAAUGCGUUCAGGUUGUGGGGAUGGCUUAAGGAAAAGUAAGAAGGAAAACUCACAGCUCUAGUCUCCACUAAUCAGAACACCUGGAAACGGCUAUGUGUGGUAUUCAACAAUUAUUCCUCGAGCCCGAAUGGGCUCUGAGUCAAUAGCCCAUGAGGCCGAAGGCUGAAUGGGCUAUUGGCUCAGGGGCCAUGAGGGCGAAAGGAAUAAUUGUUUAGUAAAAUCCAACUAGUUGGUCAAAAAUAUCGAGACAAAACAACUUUAGCUGGUUAAAGCUAGACUUAAAUCGUUUUUUGCCGCCAAAAAGCCAGCGCUUUUCGCUACUAGUGGGUUAUAACAUAUAGCCUAGUAGUAGCUCAACCAAUCAAAACGCAGCAUUGAUAAUAGACCACAAGUUGGAUAUUACUAAACUAAGAUAGCUAUGAGGCAAUUCCUUUAGUUCCUGAAUGUGCCACGUGACUGAUUUCCUGAGUUACCUGUGUUUUUACUCUGCUGAGUAUACAAGGAAAGAAAGAGUGUAGAAUCUCACACAGCCGUCAAGAUAAGAAAAAGGAUAAAACUUGUUCAGUAUUAACAAAGAGCUAAAUACUGGUUCGUUUUGUAGAAAGCGUUGGAAGACAAGUUUUGAACUCAAUAAAGCUUGCCUUGUGUCCGCUUAAUGUGGGGUUUGCUUAAUACAGGUUUCGCUCUAGUGUACUGUAGGAUAUCAUUAUUUGCGUCCCCAGGGUCUCCAGGGUUCCCAGGGUUCUCUCGUACCCAUCCUCCGUAGGGCGGGUAGAAGAGAACCCUGGGAACGAGGUUGCAUAAGGCGUCGACGCCCGGAGGUGAACCUGGGCUACGAGACGAGCACUCUCACCAUUGGGCCAUCCUUACUCUUACUUGACUGUUACUCGGAAGUAAGGUGUAAGGGUUGAGGAGGCGUUGAACUCAGGGCAACCCUGAACAGCUCCGAGCAGCCAGUUAAAAGCUACUGGGCGACAAAGGUACCACACGGUCAUAGUAUUUUUUUUUCCGAUAUUUCAGACAAAAAGGCACUGGAUGAUAAGGACUCGAAGACGAAGAAGAAGAAACCGAAGAAAGAGAAAAACGAAGACGAUGACGAGUCCAGCAAGAAGGACAAAGAUGAUAAAAAGGACAAAAAGAAAGUCAAGAAAGGAAAGGUAAGAGUUUUUGUAGGUCAAUAUCUAUUUUCGCUCAUGUUUUUUCGAUUUCUUAGGGAGAUUUCAUAUUUGUGUAGAGCUGCAACAUUCGGUUAUCGGACAACCGAAAUUUGCCUAUUUGUCGACGAUAUCAUUCCUACCUUGUUCAUCCGUGUCUUUGUUGGUACAUGCUGUGUUAUUUAUACUUUCUUUUCAUUUAUCGAGCGAUUAAUUUUAUAUGUGGCCUGAUAGACACUUCCACGUAGACUUGCUACAAGUCGACCUCUCAUAAGUUCUUAAAAGUGAGCGAAGCGAGCUUCAAUGCAUGAAGUCUAUAACUUCCAUGGGUUUUUCAACUUUUGACUGGGAUCAGUCAGCGAGAAUCCGUCAACACUGCUGCAAGGAACGCCUUAAAAUCAGUUAAGUUGUUUAGUUUUAGAGGUAUUUUUUGAAAACUAAAACCAAAAUACAGCUCUGCGAAGUCGCGGAAUUUUACAGACGUUUGUAUGUACUUGUACUCCACCAUACAAACGUCUGUAAAAUUUCGCGACCUUGUAGAGCAAUAUCUUCGCUCUCUUUGGACUUGUGAUCUGCUUACUGCUCUCUAUCAAAAGUUGAAAAAAACCGUCUAAGGAUCUAAGCAGUUACCACUGUUUAAAUUUCGAUAAAUUUUGUGAAACUGCUCCUUAUAAGUAAACGUAAAUUUUAGAGCAUAUUCCCUUGAAAGGACGGCAGUGCAGCCAAACCCCCGCUUAAUACGGACACCUCAUUAUUACGCGCAGUUUUCUUUGUCCCUGGGGAAAAAAACCCUUACAUUGUCUCUUAACUUAACCCGCUUAAUACAGACACCCCGAUAAUAUAGAGACACUUUCUAUGGCCGCCAAGUGUCCGUAUUAACGGUGUUGGACAGUACAGUCAAACCUCGCUUUACGGACACCUCAUUAUUACGGACAGUUUGCUUAUCCCCUGGGGAAAUAAAGCCCUUAAUUCAGCCCCUUUAAUACGGACACCCCUAUAGGGACACUUUCUAUGGCUCCUCAAGUGCAUGUCCGUAUUAACGUAUUAACAGCACCAAUCAUAUUGUGCUUGAUAUAUUUUCAGGAGAAAGACAGUAAGAAAGAAGACGAGGAAGAGGAAGAAGAAGAGGAUGGCGAAGAGGACAAAGACGAAGAAACAGAAAAAGAGAAAGGAGAUGAAGAAGAAGAAGAAGAAGAAGAAUCUAAUAAGGAUAAAAAGGGCAAAAAAGAAGACACAUCAGGCAAAUCCGAGUCUGGAAAGAAAGGAAAGAAAUCAGGCAUAUGCAUCCUCUUAUGAGAAGGUUUUCAGAAAUUUAACUGUUCUUCUGGGUGAAAACUUAGUGGAAGAUUCGUUUUAUAUGGAAAACGCUUUUUAAAAUUUUAACCAAAUGACUGUGAUUUUGCUGACCGUUUGAAAACAUUUUAAAUGUUAUGCCGCCUAGCAUUCUGAGCGGUACGUAAAUCUGUGAAGGAA